AUGGGCGAUCGGCUCACCACAGAAGUCGCAGACGUCCUCGCUCAGGUUCUAGAGGAAGGAAAUGUUCCACGGUUCACUUUGAAGGAAGGAAAUGAGCCAAAGCUGAACCCAGCGGCAGAAAGGUGUUACAAGCACGGAUGGUUACAUCGAAUGCAGAUACUCAGACAGCCUGGUUACGAGAAGGACGUCUAUUUUUCAAGCUCGAAUCUGAGGUACUCAUCCGAAGGCAAGAUAUUGUCAACAGGUGCACAGCCAAAGCCAAUUGAGGCGCAGUAUCAAGACGAGUUCUACCGGUGUUUUAAUAAGAUAGCCGGUAGAGGUGUGACAAUCUGUAGCGAAUGGUCUAGGACCACGAACGGUCGAGUCAAUUUUUACAUUCCUGACAAAGGAUGGGCAGUGGAGAUAGUCCGGGAGCAAGACCGAAUCAACGAACACAUUAUGCGUUUUCGCAAGAAUGGCAAGUAUUACCCUUGGGUAGAGUCUGGUUUGAUCGACGAUUGGAUCAUCGUCAAUUGUACCACUUCUAUGCCAACAUAUGGUUAG
Molecule: messenger RNA, 543 nt
Organism: Aspergillus fischeri NRRL 181
Lineage: Eukaryota; Fungi; Ascomycota; Eurotiomycetes; Eurotiales; Aspergillaceae
Exons: 2
Coding region: 1-543 (180 amino acids)
Source: RefSeq, a predicted model, not a curated record